GCGCGCCCCCUGCCAUCAUACGACACAUGCGUACACUUCCGGCUCGCGCAGACAUAUUCUCACAGAACAGCCCGUGAAAGCUCCAGUCACAGCGGAGUUAAAGUCCUGUGUUUGUCCUUCAGAGACACGCUUCAGUCCCGCAGGAGAUCAUGGAGCCGUCAGCCAGUCCGGCCAAGGAUAACUGCAGAAUGAACCGCUACAAAAACAAAGCCCUGAACCCCGAAGAGAUGAGGCGCCGCAGAGAAGAGGAGGGCAUCCAGCUCAGGAAACAGAAACGGGAACAGCAGCUUUUCAAAAGAAGAAACGUCGACGUCGUUAAUGAAGAUGAAGCCAUGUUCGAGAGCCCCCUGGUGGACGCGUACCUCACGUCUCCUGUGACGGAAGGAGUGAUAACAAAAGAGAUGGUCGACAUGCUUUUCUCCGAGGACCCAGAGCUUCAGCUGGCCACGACGCAAAAGUUUAGGAAGCUUCUGUCCAAAGAGCCGAAUCCCCCGAUCGAUGAAGUCAUAAACACGUCUGGAGUUGUGGAGAGAUUUGUGGAGUUUCUAAAGAAAGGAGACAACAGCACAUUACAGUUUGAAGCGGCGUGGGCUCUGACAAACAUCGCCUCGGGCACGUCGAUGCAGACCAAGACGGUGAUUGAGGCUGGAGCGGUGCCCGUCUUUAAAGAGCUUUUGAACUCAGAGUUUGAGGAUGUCCAGGAGCAGGCUGUGUGGGCCUUGGGGAACAUCGCAGGAGACAGCGCCGUGUGCAGAGACUACGUGCUCAACUGCCAAAUCCUCCCACCUCUACUACUGCUUUUGACCAAAUCCACCAGACUGACCAUGACUAGAAAUGCAGUUUGGGCUUUAUCCAACCUGUGUAGAGGAAAGAACCCUCCCCCUGCGUUUGAGAAGGUCUCCCCCUGCCUGCCCGUACUGUCCAGACUUUUAUUCAGCAGUGACCCGGACCUUCUGGCCGACGCCUGCUGGGCCCUGUCCUACCUGUCCGACGGCCCCAACGACAAGAUCCAGGCCGUGAUCGACUCUGGGGUCUGCAGGAGACUCGUGGAACUGCUCAUGCACACUGAUUAUAAAGUGGCGUCUCCGGCUUUGCGAGCUGUGGGCAACAUCGUCACAGGAGAUGAUAUUCAAACACAGGUUGUGCUGAACUGCUCCGCUCUGCCCUGCCUCCUCCACCUCCUCAGCAGCGCCAAGGAAUCCAUCCGAAAAGAGGCGUGCUGGACCAUUUCAAACAUCACGGCCGGAAACAGGGCUCAGAUACAAAAAGUAAUAGAUGCCAACAUUUUCCCCGUGCUCAUUGACAUUCUACAGAAGGCAGAGUUCAGAACCAGGAAAGAGGCGGCGUGGGCCAUCACCAACGCCACGUCUGGAGGAACGCCGGAGCAAAUCAGAUACUUGGUGAACCUGGGCUGUAUAAAGCCUCUGUGCGACCUGCUCACGGUCAUGGACUCAAAGAUCGUGCAGGUGGCUCUGAAUGGACUGGAGAACAUCUUGAGACUGGGCGAACAGGAGGCCAAACAGGAGAACAACGGCACAGGAGUCAACCCCUACUGCGCCCACAUCGAAGAAGCCUACGGUUUGGACAAGAUCGAGUUUCUUCAAAGCCACGACAACCAGGAGAUCUACCAGAAGGCGUUUGAGCUGAUCGAGCACUACUUCGGAGGAGAGGACGUGGACAGUGAACUGGCUCCACAAGUGGACCAGGCCAAUCAGCAGUACCUGUUUCCCCAGCAGGAGGCCCCGAUGGAGGGUUUCCAGCUAUAGACCCCCCGCCUCUUCAAAAACCCUCCACAAGCCCCGACUCUAGACUCCCAGUCCCCGUUACCUGUAGCGCCAACAUCUUACCGGAGAAUCCCUCUGUCGAUUCCCAAGCCUCUAACCCUCUGUGACCCCCGCUGUCCCCCCGGCCAUCGUCCUGUCACUGUCACGGGGCAGACUGUGGCGGUUUGGUCUGACGCUUUGAAACGAGCCCCGGCUUCAGCGCACAUACAGUUCCCUUCUGCCAUGUGACGGCUUCUAUUCCCUCUGUGGUGGAUUCGCUCCCUACGGUUUCUUGUUUCUUUUAUUGGACAUUCCAUAUAGAAAAAUGCAGAGGCAGAUUCCUAAUGGGAUGCUGUGGGUUAUUCCCCGUUUUCUUUGUCAAUCUGACGCAGUGCAAUCCAAACAGUCGUGUUCCCUUAUCCCUGUUUUUUCGAUUUAUUUAACCCCGACCCUAAGUUAUCUUUUUGUGUUUUUUUUCCCCCUUUUAUUUCAGAUGAUGAAAAGUGGUACUGGGAGACUCUUUUAGUCUAGUGCCACGCUCAACAUAUCUACAAAUGAAACUAGUCUGCGCAAACGGAGCGGAGAGGCUGCGAUAUAAACGAGUAAAGUCAGACCUCUUCCCUCUGUUAAAUCUAUGGUGGGGGUAAAACAAAACUAUAAAAAGGGCUGAGAUUUAUAUAUUUGAUAGGUUCGGGUUUUGAUGACAUUAAAAAAAAAAAAAAAAAUGUGGGUGGUAUAGCUAGAGAUCCAAUGUUCGUCGUGUGCCGUGUAAUUAACGAUUUGAAUUAUGAAGUGAUCUAACCUUUGACGUAAUGGCAGAGCUGUGGGGAUCGGAGAGACGGCGGAGGAGAGUUAUGUUUAGGGAAACGUACGCAGAGGCUAAAAUGUUACUAAAAACAUGACAUUUUUAGCAUUUGCUUUUCAGUCUUUUUCUUAAGCUUCCCGCAAGUGGCCGCUCUGUCCCCCAGUAGUCGCAGUAGGUGUUUUGCAUGGCGCGCAAUGCCCCGCCUACAGUCACACGAUAUCCCUGGUCAAACGCGGCGUUGGAGGUCGCAGGAAGUGACGAGAUGCUACUAAUCGCGUUUGGACUAAACGGUAAAUGCGUUUAUUGUUGAGCAGUGAUCGUGAAGUAUCUUUGGUGAUGUAUUUUCUAGUGGUAGAGCUGAUAUGUAAUGACCUGUAUCACUGCGGUCGGCGCCGCAGCGGCGCAGAGGUUUGGGUUUGUCGUCGUGGAGAAGUCGAGCCUCAAAGUGACUCGAGAGCAGCCGGAGGAUUUGUCCAGGGAUAUGACUCCGUGACGAGCCGAUUCAAGAUUCAAGUAGAAACGUGAACUUGGAUUUACUCUAAUGAUUCUAUUGCACACAGGUCACGCACACACACACCAGCCUACACUGUAAACACACAACACCUCACACAGAUCAGUGACCGCAGACACACAGCAGUUUCCACGCGACAGUUUGAGUUUUGUUUAAAGAAGCUGGAGGAGCUUCUGUGCUUUGAGCACUGAGUCUUUAUUAUUAUUUAAGUGCUGUUUUUGGUUAUUUUAAUGAAGAAUAAUUUGAGUUUUAUUAAUUUUGAAAAAGAUUCAACGUCUGUGGAAACUGCUGGGCGGCUGCUGGACACAUGACGUAUGAUUUGGUCGAAGUCUUGUGGCGCCUGAGGAUUCAGAGGUUAGCGUAGCGCCGUGGGAGGGUCGUCGUACGCGGCGUCGUCGCACGCGGCGUCCUGGAUCAGUGCUUGGUUUUGUGGAGAAGCUGAACUGUGAUGUGUGAUGUUUGACUGACGGCGCUGUGUGAGGAAGAGCUGUGACUCUGACUGUCCC
Molecule: messenger RNA, 3585 nt
Organism: Periophthalmus magnuspinnatus
Lineage: Eukaryota; Metazoa; Chordata; Actinopteri; Gobiiformes; Gobiidae
Gene: kpna6
Product: karyopherin alpha 6 (importin alpha 7)
Exons: 14
Coding region: 150-1766 (538 amino acids)
Biological process (GO): NLS-bearing protein import into nucleus
Cellular component (GO): cytoplasm; nucleus; nucleoplasm
Molecular function (GO): nuclear import signal receptor activity; protein binding
Source: RefSeq, a predicted model, not a curated record